This is a messenger RNA of Schistocerca gregaria, 2610 nucleotides long. RefSeq lists its product as uncharacterized. The record is from RefSeq and is a predicted model, not a curated record. Bases 324 to 2222 code for a protein of 632 amino acids. Lineage: Eukaryota; Metazoa; Arthropoda; Insecta; Orthoptera; Acrididae. The transcript is spliced from 10 exons.
CCGGCCGUGGCGCGGCGCUGCGGCCGAAGCCGAGAGCGCCGCUAUCAGCGAGACCCCGCGACCCCGCAGUAUCUGGCUGCCCUCGGCCGCGCGCGGAACGAGUGCUACCCUGCUGGCCGGCGCGACGUCUGGUCACGGCAACAGGUGUCAAGUGAGGCAGUGAUCGACGCCCCGCCUCUCCCACCGACUGCCAACGCAGCCAGCGCCACAGGUGUUCCGCGACGCCAGCGCCGCAGGUGGACGCGGCCGUAAGCUGGGCACCUGCUGUGGGCAGUGUUGGUCGCGGGUCGCAGUAGCAGCAGCGUCAGAGGCAACGGCGGCCUAUGGAGGGUCGCAGGGCGCGCUCGCGCUGCAUCUUCCUGUGCUGCGUGGCGGCGGCGGCGGCCAUGUCACUGCUCUACGUCGCCACACUGGACGCCUGGCAGCGGCCCGACCGUGAGUCCGGCUGGCGGCGCCGCCUGCUGGUGUCCACCCCCGGCUGCGAGCUGCCCGCCAUGGAGCUGCGCUCCGCCGCGGUGGCGCCAUACCUACAGCGCGAGCCGGCGCCACCUUGCCUGGGCGCCAACCCCGCCGUGCUGUCCAACGCGACGCACCUCUGGACGCGGGACCGCCGACCUGACUGCUGCCUGCAGCUGCUGCUGCCGCGGCCGCGCUCCGACUCGGCCUACUCGGUGACGAAUGGGUGCAUGCCGCUGCCGGCGCCCGGGCUGCGUGUGUUGGACAGCGAGGGCGGCGGUCCCGAGUUCGUGCGCGUCUCGUGCCCUGGCGAGCGCUGGCACGACCUGCACGCCUUCGUGCCCCUCACCAGGCCCGCCUACAACUGCUCCGCUGCUGACGGCUCCUGCGGCGGGGAAACGGCGGCGAACGACUCUGUGAACGUGCUGAUGCUGGGUCUGGACGCCGUCUCGAGACUCAACUUCCACCGCCAGAUGCCUCUGACUGCCGACAUGCUGCGGGAACUCGACGCCGUCGAGAUGCUGGGCUAUAACAAGGUGGGUGACAACACGUUCCCCAACAUGCUGGCGGCGCUCAGCGGCCACACGGAGCGUGAGCUGCGGGACUCCUGUUGGGACGGCAAGGCGGCCUUCAACCCCUGCCCCUGGGUCUGGUACAACUACAGCGCAGCAGGACACCGGACGAUGUUCAUCGAGGACACUCCGUACCUGGGCAUGUUCCACUUCGAGAAGCCGGGCUUCUCGGAGCCUCCCACGGACUACUACCCUCGGCCCUACAUGCGCGCCGUCGACAAGGAAUUGGGCCACGCCGGCACCGAGACUACGAGCAGGUGCGCUGGCGAGCGGCUUCAGGUGUCGGUGUUGCUGACGUACGUUCGCAAGUUCGUGGAAGCGAUGGGCUCUGCUGGCUGGCGCUACUGGGCACUGGGGUGGAGCACGUCCGUGACGCACGAUCGCCUCAACGGUCCGCAGCUGGCGGAUAGCGAGCUCAGCAGCUUUCUGCGCUGGCUGAGGGACACGGGCGCACUGCAGUCCACCGUGCUCAUGCUGCUCAGCGACCACGGCAUUCGCGCCGGCGCUUUCCGGCAGACGCGGCAGGGCCAGCUGGAGGAGCGGCUGCCGCUGCUGGCCGUGGCGCUGCCCCCCUGGUUCUCCCAGCGCUACCGCGCCGCCGCGCGCAACCUGCGCCGCAACGCGCGCCGCCUCAGCACGCCGUUCGACCUGCACCGCACGCUGCUCGACCUGGUGCGGCCCGACCGCGCGCUCCUCGACCACCAGCUGCUGCGAGAGCCGGGCCGCGGCCGCAGCCUGUUCGCGGCGCUGCCGGAGUCGCGCACGUGCGCCGAGGCGGGCGUGCACGUGCACUGGUGCGCGUGCAAGCGCGGCACGCGGCCGCUGGCGCCGCAGUCGGGGCUGGCACGCGCCGCCGCGCACCGCUUCGUGCACCAGCUGAACGCGCGCCUCGCGCCGCUGCGGGCGGCCGGCGCCGGGGGACAGCGGCUGUGCGCGCAGCUGCGCCUGCGCCGUGUGCUCUCCGCGCUGCGCAGCCCGCAUGACGUCACCGUCACCCUGGAGACGGCGCCGGGCGGCGCGCGCUUCGAGGCGACGCUCGCGCUCGGCGACGCCGGCGGCGGCGGCGAUGACGACGACGACAGCGCCCUGGGGGCGGCCACGCUGGAGGCCGUCAGCCGCGUCAACAUGUACGGCAACCAGAGCGCCUGCAUCUCCGACUUCCACCUCAAGCUCUUCUGCUACUGCGUCUCCUAGCGACAUGCUGCCUUGCUUAUUAUCUUCGUUUCUUGAAAGUUCCUCCAAGUUACAUCGUAACUGCUAGCUUCGAGCUACGAGUGUAACGUAUCCACCGCUGAUACGGACAAUUUAACUGUAGUGCGAUCUCUCACUACAGAGGUGCUAGCAUGUGCAGUGAAGGCUCUCUCUGCAUCAAUCACAAAGUAUCUUCUUGUAUGACUGUCCAUGCGUGCAACUGCUUGCACAUUAUUAGAGAAUUAAAUAAGUGAACACCCAGUAAUUCCCGUUGACAGGAAAACAGUUGUUAGGUCUUUAAUUCAGUGCUUGAUACGAAUUGGGCAUGGGUAGCCUUUUUAUCAGUGUCUACCAAAUAGCUUAAAGAUAAUAUAUUGUAAAAAAUAAGCCC